AUGCUCACAUACGAAAGUGCGUGCAAUGUGGCAUUGUCCUGGGAAGCAGCAAAGCGACAGAAUGAUGAGAUGAACCCAAAUGAAGCACAAAAAGAGAUAGCAACAGUGCGAACCAAGGCGACCAGCACACCAGCUAGAUCAGCGUCGGAAGAGCAGGACGAAUGUAGGCAAGCGGAGAUGGCGGCGUUACGACGUACAAAAUGGAAUAAUUAUUCGCCUGCCGCACGUGGUGAGCGAAAUCGAGUAAGCAGAAAUACCAGAAGUGUAUUGUGUUAUCGGUGCGGUAGACAGCAUGAUCCAAAUCAGUGUCCAGUUAAAGCGUGGAAUUGUUAUGCGUGUGGUAAAACGGGACACGUCGCAUCGUGCUGCAGGAGCAAUCGAAAAGGCAUGAGAGCCUUCGAGAAGGAACAAGGGGAAGAAGAGGAAGAAGGCGUAGAACAUAUGGAGAUGUACGACUAG
This is a messenger RNA of Anopheles moucheti, 459 nucleotides long. RefSeq lists its product as uncharacterized. NCBI's taxonomy places the organism in Eukaryota, Metazoa, Arthropoda, Insecta, Diptera, Culicidae. The transcript has a single exon. Bases 1 to 459 code for a protein of 152 amino acids. Gene Ontology annotation, molecular function: nucleic acid binding; zinc ion binding. The record is from RefSeq and is a predicted model, not a curated record.